Molecule: messenger RNA, 975 nt
Organism: Diaporthe citri
Lineage: Eukaryota; Fungi; Ascomycota; Sordariomycetes; Diaporthales; Diaporthaceae
Exons: 1
Coding region: 1-975 (324 amino acids)
Cellular component (GO): cytosol
Molecular function (GO): oxidoreductase activity
Source: RefSeq, a predicted model, not a curated record
AUGGCCGACGAAAUGGAAUUUCUUGUCAAAAAGACCCUUGAGCAGGGUGCCGGUCUCAAGACAAAUUUCACAAAGACGGUCCAUCGCACUUCAUACCCUUCGAUCGAUCCCACGCGCCCUGAGCUUAGCCAGGCCGGCCGUACUGUCCUCAUCACAGGAGGUGGUACUGGUAUCGGUCUCUCGAUUGGGAAAUCCUUCGCUCUGGCUGGUGCUAAGCGCGUUAUCAUUGUCGGCCGCAGGGCCAAUGUCCUCGCCGAUGCGGCCAGAGCGAUCGAGAGUGUCGCCAAGCAAGCCGGGAAGGAGACCGAAGUCAUCCACCAGACCCUGGACGUCACAGACAAAGCUGGAAUCGCGGCGCUGUGGUCCGGUCUGAAGGACAAGGGGAUUGUUGUCGAUGUCUUGGUGCUCAACGCCGCAAAGUUCUCGCCACUGAAGCCGCUCUUGGACCUUGGGUCCGACGAGGUCUGGUCCAUGUUCGAGGCCAACGUCUACGGCCCGCUGAUGCUGUCCGAGGCUUUCGUGAAGCAGGGCGGCGACGACCAAAAGGUCAUCAUCAACGUCGCCAGCCAGGCCAUCCACAUCUUCGAGGAAUCUAUCCUCGUCCUCGCAUCAAAGGUCGCGGCUUACGGCCUCACCAAGAACUCCGGCGCGCUCCUGGUCCAGCAGAUCGCCGCACAGUCAGACCCCGAGAAGCUGCAGGUCAUCAACUACCACCCUGGUGUCGUCUACGCCGGCGGGUGGGAAGAGGCUGGGGUCCCGGACACUCUCCUGCCCUUCGACGACGUCUCGCUCGCCGGCUCUGAGGCGGUCUGGCUCGCUUCUCCCGAGGCUCGGUUCCUGCACGGGCGCUUCGUCUGGGCGUCGUGGGAUGUCGAUGAGUUGAAGUCUGACGAGAUCAGGAAGACGAUUGCUGAGGAUGUUGAAUUCCUCAAGAUUGGCGUCCAUGGACUGAAGGGUUUUGACCGCCGGAGGUGA